AUGCAAGAAACAAUUAACGCUAGCCUUAAUAAUAAAAUCAAUGACUUUAGCUCAUGCCAACACAUCAAAAGAUAUUUGGAUUCUGACGGAUGGUGCAAAAAAUGUGCACUAAAAAAUAAUAAAUGGACAAGUGGAAAUGUCCAUAUUGAUAAAUUUAUAAAGAAAACCCAAAAGAAAUCUAGUAAAUGGACCGAUAAUUUCUUGGAAUGGAUUCCAUUCGAAAACUUUGAAGCUAAAAGCUUAAAGAAAAUUGGCAGUGGAUGUUUUUCCAACAUUUAUCGUGCCACUUGGUUGGACGGUAAAAGAGUCAAAUCUGCAAAUAAAACUGUUUGUGCUCGAUCUUCUCCAAUAACCGUUGUUCUAAAAAGUAUUAAAAAUUCUGCAAAUAUGUCUGGAAAAUAUGUUAAAGAG
Molecule: messenger RNA, 411 nt
Organism: Entrophospora sp. SA101
Lineage: Eukaryota; Fungi; Glomeromycota; Glomeromycetes; Entrophosporales; Entrophosporaceae
Source: the annotation of a GenBank genome assembly